GGUUAUUUGGUGUAGUGGUUGUCGAGUGACGAACACUGUUUAAUCAGCGGUACUGCUCAUAGCUGGAGGGACAAUGAGAUAGUGCCGUACUCAGUCGAAGUUCCCAAAAUAGUGUCCCUAUACAUCCUGCAUGGAUCAACGAUGGGUAGUAGACUGGGUAGUUACGUUACCACUUUCCUAACAGAUUCCAUCUUCCACAGUGGUGAUGUCCAAGCCACUGGUAUUGCUGUAUGCAUCGUUAGUAUGCUCUGCUUCUCCCUCAUAUGUUUCCUCAUUGGACUGUUGUUUGGCAAACCCCCAGGUAAUAACGCUUGUAAAAAGAAGAAGUAUCUUGUUAGGACAGUGAGUAGAGGAUGUCAAUUUGGACGUAGCAGACCCUCCUUUAUUGGUUCGAAAAAAGCCAUUGCACGAUUUCCCAAGCAGAAGAAUUCAGUGAUUGUAUCAUGUAGAGAACUCCCCAGACAACUGAAUAAUGUAGCAUGUCUCUGUUGUAAAAUUGUGGCUGCCAAGAAGAAUUGCAGAUAUACCAGAUGUGGAUCAUGUUGUCGUGGUAACAAAGCCUCCAUAUGUCACGCCCAUGGAACUGGUGGUACAGCCGCUCAGGGAAUUGUAGAGGGCGCUUGUCAGGAUAAACCAACCGAGCUAGAUCUAAGUUACCUCAAUUUGAAACGUUGCCCUGAUAGAAUUGGUUACAUUGGUAGCCAACUUGUUAGCCUGAAUCUAUCCAAUAAUAGACUAGCCUCACUCCCCGAUGAAAUAGGAUUUUUGAGAGGAUUAGAAGAAUUCUUCUUGCAGUAUAAUUGCCUUACAGAACUUCCAAAUAGUAUUGGAAAUUUACAGAAGCUUGUAGAACUGGACUGUAAAAACAACAGAAUCCGCCGUUUACCAAAUACCCUUGGAAAUAUGACCUGUCUUAGUAUAUUGAAUGUCACUAAUAAUGGCUUACAAUCGUUUCCAUCUUCUAUUGGUAAAUUACAUGAAUUAGAAGAACUUUGUGCACAAAAGUCAAGCUGUGAUGGGUUGCUAACAGUGAUAACACAUGAAGCAUCUGAGGUUUUAUUAGAAGUACCGAUACUUCUCUAUUACAGAUUAAAAGCAAUACCAGAUCAAAUGGGAAGAUUGAAUCAACUCAAAGAACUACAUGUUCGCAAUAAUCAAAUCAGAUAUUUUCCUGCUUCUUUGUCAUAUUUACAGCUUUAUACCUUCAGUGCCAAUCAUAAUCCAUUGAUUGAAGAAUGGAACAUAGAAUCUAUACUUAAUCUCAGUGUUCAGCCAAGUCAAGUUAUUCCUCCGUUAUCAGAAUUAUCUGCCCGGUGUAUCGUCAAAAAUGAUGUCUAUUGGUCUAAGGGGGAUGUACCAACAGCUUUAGAAGACAUGUUACUGAAUGUCAGACAGUGUUCUAGCUGUGAAGGUCCAUUCUUCAAACACUAUAAAUCCCAAGUUGUGUUCAGCAAUGUUGGCGUGUUUCAUAGAGUACCACUUUACCAACAGAUUUGUUCACCAUAUUACAAUACACAUUGUCAGCCUGUUGAUACAAAGUAG
Molecule: messenger RNA, 1542 nt
Organism: Saccoglossus kowalevskii
Lineage: Eukaryota; Metazoa; Hemichordata; Enteropneusta; Harrimaniidae
Cellular component (GO): cytoplasm
Molecular function (GO): protein binding
Source: RefSeq, a predicted model, not a curated record